AUGGACGUCGGUUGUGGUCCUGGAGAUAUAACAAAGGAAAUUCUAUUACCGGCUAUUGGCUCAAAUGCACAAUUAAUUGGUACGGAUAUUUCGGAGAGCAUGAUCAAAUAUGCGAAUGAAACAUUCAGUGAAAAACGGUUGCAAUACGAGGUAUUGGAUAUUGUAAUCAAAAAUUUGCCUAAGAAAUAUAUUUCUGAAUUUGAACAUAUAUUUUCAUUUUACACUUUGCAUUGGUGCAGCGAUAUUCGACAAGCCUUCGAGAAUAUUUAUCAAAUGCUACGGCCUAAUGGAACUAUGCUUUUGUCUAUAACAGUAAGUCAUGAUAUAUUUGAAGUUCUCAAAUUUUUGACGCAGGACAUCCGCUUUGCACAAUAUAUGCCGAAUAUGAUAAAAAAUAAUAUGAUUUUGCCAUAUCAAGAGUUAAAAAAUGCUCGUAAGGAAAUAAAAAAAUUACUUCAAAGUGUUGGAUUUAAAGUUCACCAUUGUAGUCUUCGAGACGCGUGUUAUUCCGAUGGAAAACCACAACAACGACAAUUUUUGAGUAAGUUAUUUUAG
Molecule: messenger RNA, 555 nt
Organism: Wasmannia auropunctata (little fire ant)
Lineage: Eukaryota; Metazoa; Arthropoda; Insecta; Hymenoptera; Formicidae
Product: NADH dehydrogenase [ubiquinone] 1 alpha subcomplex assembly factor 5-like
Exons: 4
Coding region: 1-555 (184 amino acids)
Source: RefSeq, a predicted model, not a curated record